This is a messenger RNA of Chara braunii, 865 nucleotides long. The record is from the annotation of a GenBank genome assembly. NCBI's taxonomy places the organism in Eukaryota, Viridiplantae, Streptophyta, Charophyceae, Charales, Characeae.
CCUACCUGUUCCUCCCCCUCCAGUCCGGGUACUGGGCCAGUCUAUCUGAUUGGCCCAUAGGUGACUCUUCAGAGUGCGGGCACGACGGUGCAUGCCACUGCUCACUCGAUCACAAACCAAGGCCAUGGACCGGAAGAAGGGAGAAUCCCUCCUGGCCUAUGAGGAACGCCUGGCGGCAUUCAUCCUAGAGGCCAACGAUAGGGCCGCCGUCGCGGCCAAGGAACGUAAUCGGAUUGGGCAUGAAGAGGAGGCCAAGCGACAGAAGGAGGAACAGGACCGACUUCGUCAAGAGGAGGCAGACCUGCAGGCGGCAGCUGAACACCGAUCACGCCAGCGGGAACGACUGUUCACGCGGGAGACCGCGAUCGACGAUGAGACCGCACAUUGGGUGGAAAUGGCAUCUACAGACGGGGCACCGGAGAUUGACAAAGGGUUGUCCGCCGUUGCCCAGAUCUCCCACGACCUCGUGGCCACCGGCGUUCUGCAGCAGGAGGAAAUCCUUCACGUGCAGAAGACAGUGGACCAUAUGCUUACACGGCUGCAGGCGUUGGAGAAACAGCCAGCUGCUGUAGCAGCCGCAGGGCCUUCCAACCUUGCCACCCGCGUUCAAGUUUUGGAGGAUGACGUCAACAACAUUAAGCGUGUGCAUCAGGAUUUCUGGACGUCGCAGCAAGCAACGAACUUGCAGUUGGAGACRCAGGUCCAGGCUGCUGCUACCGUGACGCCCGMGRCCGCAUCCUCCCGACGCCCACCCAAACWGGAUGACAUUCCAAUUUUCUGCGAUCAGUCCAAGACGGAACCGAUCCCGUGGUGGCGUCAGUUCACUCUCAGGCUCGACAUGCACCAUGUCCUGAACAACGAUCGA